Protopolystoma xenopodis is the source of this 297-nucleotide messenger RNA. The record is from the annotation of a GenBank genome assembly. NCBI's taxonomy places the organism in Eukaryota, Metazoa, Platyhelminthes, Monogenea, Polystomatidea, Polystomatidae.
AUGCGAGAGCUUCCACCUCCAUCUCGUCCCACUCUUCCUCUUCCUCCUCCUCCUCCUCCUUCUUCUCUCCCUCUUCUACUUACUCGUUCUACUCCUAAUUCUCCUUCUCACUUUACUCCUUCUGCUCCUCAUCUUCUUCCUGAUUUUUCUUCUUCUCUUUCUUCCUACCUCCUUUACUCUCAGCCUUUUCCUCAUUUUGGCCAAAAAAAAUGGGCUCAUCGAAUCACGAAGGUGAGUCGAAUUGUAACUGCUCGGAAGGCACUUCGUUUGGAGGCCGCAGCCGUUGAUGCAUUCUAA